AUGGCCGCACGUAGCGAAUGGGUCGCAGACGACCGGGAUGAUGAGGAUGAAGGCCAUUUAGACGAGUUUCGCAACCGAGUCAGGGAGGUUUGGGAGCAGAUUCAUCUAGAGAAGAUGCUCUCAGAGGCGGAUAAAUACCUCCAAGCAUUGCCCAACCAUCCUCUGGAAUGGAUGUACUUUGGACAGAUUCCAAUGGGCGUGAGAGUCAUUGAUGCAGUGUGGGGGGAGGAGUAUUUGUGUUCUGAAGGUCUUAUAUUCUUUACAGCAAUCAUUAGUACAUAG
This is a messenger RNA of Rasamsonia emersonii CBS 393.64, 282 nucleotides long. RefSeq lists its product as uncharacterized. The record is from RefSeq and is a predicted model, not a curated record. Lineage: Eukaryota; Fungi; Ascomycota; Eurotiomycetes; Eurotiales; Trichocomaceae. Bases 1 to 282 code for a protein of 93 amino acids. The transcript is spliced from 3 exons.